Messenger RNA from Nematostella vectensis (starlet sea anemone), 3367 nucleotides. Its product is annotated as patched domain-containing protein 3. The transcript is spliced from 7 exons. The record is from RefSeq and is a predicted model, not a curated record. Bases 351 to 3050 code for a protein of 899 amino acids. Gene Ontology annotation, molecular function: transmembrane transporter activity. Gene Ontology annotation, cellular component: membrane. Gene Ontology annotation, biological process: transmembrane transport. NCBI's taxonomy places the organism in Eukaryota, Metazoa, Cnidaria, Anthozoa, Actiniaria, Edwardsiidae.
AGAUUUAGAGCUAUGUAGCCAGGCAAUGAGCUUUCCAAGAUGGCGGACGAAGAAGGAUCAUUUUCGGAAAACAGAGCACUUAACUUAAGCUAUUUUUCACAUUAAAUAUCCUGUAGGGACUAGGUCUCAGCUUUCUAAAAAUGUGGAAAAAAAAGCCCUUAAUAGUUCGCAUGAUGCCAGAACAACCGAAGGACGAGAAUGUUUGAGAAGUAGUUCGAGGAGCUUUCACAAGAGUGGAAAGUGCUUGAAGUUCAACUUGAGGACAGUUUUGCCCAGGCUUCAAUUAGAGGGAUAAGUCUGAGGAGGAGAAUUACCAUAAAAAGAUUAAAAGAGCUCCCAAGACAAAAAAUAUGACGUCAACAUCACACAAACGGUCAUCCAAAUGGCAUAGCUGUAACGACAAGAUGCAUGAGUACACGGGGAGAUUCUUUGGAUUCAUCGGCUCCAAGGUAGCAACGUAUCCAUGGAUCACCAUCUGCAUCUGUUUGACCGUGGUAGGCGGCUUGGCGUGCGGGUUCAUCCGCUUCAAGGUAGAAAAUCGAACAGAAAAGCUGUACAUUCCUCAAGACAGCCAAGCCAUAAAAGAUCUGGAAAAGGCCAGGAAGUAUUUUCCAGCGAUAAAGUCCAGGGAGCUAAUAUUGGUGUUUGAACCAAAGGAUGGCGGAAAUAUUCUUACGGAGCAGUGUCUUCGUGACGUUUUAAAGGCGCACGAUGCCCUUGCUGCAUUGCCAAUGUACACAACUUACUGUACAAAGAGAAAUAACAGGGACAAAUUGGGCAAUUCCAUUGAACACUGCCUCAUGAACAAUCCACUUGAGAUUUUCAACUUUGAUGUUAAUAAUCUGGUAAAUAUCACCCAAAAACUUGAUGCUGUUGCGAACGAUUCCACGUACCUAAUGCAAAGUGACCGCCCGGCCGUCAUCACAUUUCCACGUAUUUUUGGCAACAUGAAGUACAACUCAAACGGUCAUUUAACGAGUGCUAGUGCAAUACAAGUCACCUAUCUAAUACAGGCGCCAACGGACACAGACGUUGAGGACAAGGUCUUUGAAUUUGAGACUGAUUUCAUCAACAAGAUGAAGGGCCUUCAGAAGGAUCUCUCGUGCGCCAAGAUGUUCUACACUGCCGAGAGGAGCCUGGACGAUGCGAUCUCAGAAAGCGCCGGCUCAGACAUCACCCUAAUCUCCAUCACCUUUGCCGUGAUGAUCACCUUCGCCUGUACUAUGUUGGGAAAGUUCUGCAACCCCCUGACAGGCCACUCGCUGUUGGCUAAUGCUGGUGUUUUCGCCGUAGCCCUCGGGGUCCUCGCGGGUUUCGGGUUAUCCCUAGCCGUCGGGAUUCCGUUUAUCAGCCUCGUUGGGGUGCUACCGUUUCUAAUUCUCGGGAUCGGAAUCGACGAUAUGUUUAUCCUUGUUGACGAACUGGAUCGACAGGACGACAAACUGUCUGUUAUUGACACGAUCAAAAUGGUAAUGAGGCACUCAGGAAUGACAGUUACCAUGACGACCGUUACAGACCUCGUUGCGUUUGCCGUUAGCACGUCCACAGCUUUCCCUUCGAUAAGAUACUUCUGCAUCUACGCUGCUUUGUCUGUCACUCUUUCCUAUCUCAUGAUCAUAACAUACUUUGUUGCCAUAGCGACGUUUGACGUCAGGAGGAUUAAAGCAAACCGCCGGGACUGCCUCCCAUGCUGCUUUGCACCAAUACCAAAAGAGGGGGAGCCCAAAUGGGACGAGCCUCGUUUGCAAGGAGCCAAUAAGGUGAUGAAGCAAUACGCUCGAUUGCUUAUGAAGACACCUGUUCGCAUCUUAGUUGUUUUACUGUCCAUGGGACUUCUUGGGAUCAGCAUCUGGGGGGCCAUGAACAUCAGUGAGAGCUUUGACAGGAGACUCCUAGCAAAAGAUAAUUCAUACUUCAAAGAAUUUAUAAACGCCCAAGAGAGGCACUAUGAGUUAAGCCUUGAAGUAAGCAUAGUAAUGGACGCCAAGCUGGACUUCGGGAUGGCCCGGAUCCAAGAUGACAUUCGUAAGCUGUCAGACAUCGCCUCUGGCAACAAGCAUUACACGGACAACAAGAUAAACUGGAUGACGAGUCUUACGAACUUUGCAAAAAUGGCGAACAUUAGCAUCAACAAUACAGGCGACCUGAUGAGGGGACUUGAUAUAUUUUUUAGUAAUCCGUCAUUUUCGCAUUUUAGAAAAGAUAUCGUUUUGUCAUCGGACAACAAGAGCAUUGAGGUGUCACGUGUUAUUUGCUUUAUGGAGGACAGCCCAAGUUCAAUCUUCCAGCGUGAUGCCAUGGUAACACUCAGAAAGGACCUGGAGGAAAACGACAAGAGUCUUAAGGCGUAUCCUAUUUCCAGAUUCUUUAUAUUCUUCGAACAGUACUCGCUAAUUCAGAGCGAGACCAUCAGGAACUUGGCUAUUGCGGCGGCCGCCGUGCUCCUGAUCACGUGGCCGUUCCUUCUGAGCAUCAGGGUCACUCUUCUAGUCUUCCUUGGAUUCUCCGCUCUCAUUGUUGAACUCUUCGCUCUCAUGUCCGUAUGGGACGUGUCACUCAAUGCCAUUUCAAUGAUAAAUCUUGUCAUGGCUAUUGGGUUCUCUGUGGACUACAGUGCUCACAUUGCGCAUGCGUUUGUGACGUCAUCUGAGCCGACAGCGGAGUUGCGUGUAGAGCAUGCGCUUAGCACUUUAGGCACCAGUGUUUUGCUUGGAGGUAUCAGUACGUUUCUGGGGAUGAUUGUGACGGUGGGCUCCUCGUCGGAGAUUUUCCGGAUCUUCUUCAAGAUGUUCCUGGGUAUUGUUCUUCUUGGUCUGUUGCACGGACUUGUUUUUCUACCCGUCUACAUGUCAAUCAUUUGCCGAUGGAAAGUUUCCCAAAAGGCAAGAAAUGACGUUCAUUCCUCGGAGUCUGUAAAAGAUGGCAGUGCAUUCACCAACCCUGCUCUUGCUUGUGAUCCAUCACAGGAACAGCCGGUUAACAAGAAUGUCAAACCAAUUUUUCAGAGUACAAAACAGAAUGGUGAAGCUGACACAGUUACCGAACUCUGAAAACGGUUACUCUGAAAGGCUGCUAAGCCAUGGAUGGUUGCCUAGUUACUAAGAUCCGGGACCUAGCUACUGAGGUUUACUGGCUCGAGCUCUAAAUACAUGGUUACCAAGCGCGUGGUGUUACUAGAAUGUAGAAUGCUUUCGGACCUCUCAUAUAGGGUAGAUUGCAUUUUGUGAGUUGAGGUCCAAUGACAUUGCAUUAUUUCUGCCUGUGAGCUUUUACAUGUAUCUUAUAACACAUAAGGACUCAGUUGACAUAAUAAGUGUAUAGUAGCAAAAACUAAAAACUUUGCAAUAUAUUGCAAAAUUUAUUGAAA